This is a messenger RNA of Alternaria incomplexa, 735 nucleotides long. RefSeq lists its product as uncharacterized. The transcript is spliced from 3 exons. Gene Ontology annotation, molecular function: thiosulfate-cyanide sulfurtransferase activity. The record is from RefSeq and is a predicted model, not a curated record. Gene Ontology annotation, cellular component: mitochondrion. Lineage: Eukaryota; Fungi; Ascomycota; Dothideomycetes; Pleosporales; Pleosporaceae. Bases 1 to 735 code for a protein of 244 amino acids.
AUGGCCUCCAAGCGCGCAGCCCAACUGCUCGGCGUCCGCUCCAAUGCCUCCGUCAUCGGCCGCCAGCCUACACGAUUGAGCUUCAACACUGCGCGCGCUUUCAGCAUCGCACCCAGGUCGCAAAACACAUCUAUCUCGCAGAGCAGGGCAUUGGCUGUAGGAGGUGCUGCGAGGUUACACGCGACGCCAGCACAAAAGAGAUGGCAUUCACAGGCCCCCAACGACUUGAAGCAGAACAAGCUCUACCAAUUUGACGAUGUUCUACACAUCCUCGAAGCGCCCUCAGACUCACGUCUCCUCAUCGACGUCCGCGAACCCCAUGAAUUCGACGCAAACACUAUACCCACCUCUAUCAACAUCCCUGUCACCUCACAACCCGAUGCGCUACUACUAGACGAAGAGGAGUUUGAAGAUAGGUUUGGCUUCCAGAAGCCACCCAAGGGAAAAGAAGUCGUCUUCUUUUGCAAGGCGGGAGUGAGGAGCUCAGCGGCUGCAGGAAUCGCGAGACAAGCUGGAUACACAAACGUUGGCGAAUACCGCGGCUCGUGGCUCGACUGGCAGAAGCGCGGCGGACCGGGCACAAAGUCACCACCGAAGCCCGAUGGCAUGGGCGAGCCCAAGGCCCCUACUACCGAGACGAAGCCUACAGCUAGGACAGGUGACAGCGGAGAAGAGGAUCUAGGGCCUCAGGGACAGCCAAAGUACCCACCGGGAGGCAUUAUGGGCCAACAGUAG